AUGUGGCUCCUGGGCACCGCGCGCGCGAACCUCGUUUUCUUUCCCCAACCUGGACGCGUUGAUGAAGGCUAUGCUAUACUGUCACACACCUGGGGAGAAGAGGAGGAUACGUUUCAAAAGGUUCAAAAGCUGAACCCACAUCGGUCGUCUCCACCAUGGUUCAACCCACGCGAUCGCCUUACUCCAAAAAUUAGAUCAUUCCUUGAGCUCUCUGAGAAGCAUGGGUACAAGUACGCUUGGGUCGACACUUGCUGUAUCAACAAGGAGAGCAGUGCCGAGCUCUCCGAAGGCAUCAAUUCCAUGUUCCGCUACUAUGCCCUCUCCAGUAUCUGCUACGUCUACCUCAGCGACGUCGAAUACUCAUCCCGGUACAAAACAUGGAACGAAUUCCGACUAAGCCGCUGGCACAGGCGGGGCUGGACUCUGCAAGAGCUCAUCGCGUCCCGCGUCCUCGUGUUCUAUUCCAAGGAGUGGACCUGUCUGGGCACCAAGUACGAGCUCGCCGAGCACAUACAAAAAACAACUGGAAUAUCAGAGGCAGUUCUCCGCUUCGAGAUCCCGUUUACCGACGUUAGUAUCGCGACGCGCAUAUCCUGGGCGGCGGAUCGGGAAACCACGCGGCCGGAAGACGCUGCUUACAGCCUCUUCGGGCUUUUCGGGGUCAACAUGCCGACACUCUACGGCGAAGGGCGAUACGCAUUCUGCCGGCUCCUCAUGGAGAUCUCGAAGAAUUCGGGGGAUCCUUCGAUUUUUCUCUUGGGA
Messenger RNA from Epithele typhae, 762 nucleotides. RefSeq names its product heterokaryon incompatibility protein-domain-containing protein. NCBI's taxonomy places the organism in Eukaryota, Fungi, Basidiomycota, Agaricomycetes, Polyporales, Epitheliaceae. The record is from RefSeq and is a predicted model, not a curated record. The annotation marks the transcript as partial. The transcript is spliced from 2 exons.